This is a messenger RNA of Penaeus indicus, 3109 nucleotides long. Its product is annotated as tumor protein 63-like. Gene Ontology annotation, biological process: regulation of transcription by RNA polymerase II; apoptotic process. Gene Ontology annotation, molecular function: RNA polymerase II cis-regulatory region sequence-specific DNA binding; DNA-binding transcription factor activity, RNA polymerase II-specific. Gene Ontology annotation, cellular component: nucleus. The record is from RefSeq and is a predicted model, not a curated record. NCBI's taxonomy places the organism in Eukaryota, Metazoa, Arthropoda, Malacostraca, Decapoda, Penaeidae. The coding region runs from base 61 to 1566 and encodes 501 amino acids. The transcript is spliced from 6 exons.
CGCCGCGAGGGACAGCAGACGAGCGAGAGAAUCACAGAAAGGUAAAACAUCUUUUUCAAAAUGGUUAAGAAACUGAAACCCGACGCGCCUGACCCGCCCGGUCAGUUCCACCAACAGCAGCAGGAACAGAUUCAACCUCAGCAGCAACAACAACAACAGCAAGAGAACUUUCCAGAUGAUUGGGUAAGAAGAGAGAUAUUCAGCUUCCUCAACAGCGGCCCUCAAUACACGGCCCAGGAUUCCAGGCCUUCGUCGACCCUGCAGAAUACUCCUCAGCAAACUUCUCAAGCAAUCCAAAGUCAACCGCUGAGCCACCAGGCCAGCCAGCUCCCCACGCAGAUCGCACAGACGCCCUCGAACUUCCCCGUUCCCACCCCUCCCCAAAAUUCUUCCACGCCGUCUGCGGGAGCGAACGUCCAAUACGCACAGUUGCAGUAUGUGAGCGCAGAAGUCCCACAGCAACAGCAGUACAACGGACAGAAUCAGCCUUCAUUCCGUCUACAGUACACGUUGCAGCCGCAGAAUAACGGAGGAGGCGUAAACAGCCUUGCACAGCCUGUUUCGGGCAACAGCCCUUCGCUCGUACAGCCCGUCUCGCGGCCUGGUGGUUCCCAGGCCCUCUACACCCCUCUCAACUUCGGCGGGAAGAGGCCGAGCGACUACAGCGAGCAGUACGCGGCUCCAUUUAAGUGUACCGCCACCUCACCCCUUUUCCCUCAAGACACCCAAGUCCCGGAGGCUCCCCGGGGCCCCCCCGUAGCCCAGUUCCCUCAGAGGAAUAGAUUUGAGGGGAAAUAUGGCUUCAGGGUUACGUUCCCUGGGAAUUCGCCCAGGUUCAUUGUGAGUAACAUUGGAGAUCGACGCCAUAUCAAUACGGAGAAGAAUAACUACAUCACGGUGAUCAUACGCCACUCAGCUGACCACAGGGCUUCGUUGCGUUUCUUCAUCGUCUUCUCCCGCGACUCCGACACAGCCCAGCCCGUCCUGCCUUGCAAGAAUCACCAGAAUGCAAACCAUCCAAACCACAUGCUGGAAGUGUCUGCGGGCAACGGCGAGGCCAGGUGGGACUACAACUACCACCCUUCUGUCGUGGUGACUCCUGCGCCCGCUUCGCCCGAAGAGUACAACGUGCAGCUGAGGUUCCUUUGUCGCAACUCCUGCCUGACCCGCAAGGACCUCAUGCUGAUUUGCCAGCUGGAAAGAGACGGCGUGGUUGAAGGGCGAGAGUGCCUGGAUGUCAAGGUGAGCGCAUGUCCUCGCCGAGACGUCCCCAAGCCCUUGGGGAACCCUUCGCCCCCGAAGAUGCCCCGCGAAGACCCCAGCCAGGGGAGUCUCCAGGAAAUCUGCGGCGGUUUGGAUGAGAGCAUGGUUACUGUUCCCACUCUUGCUUUGACUGCGCCUACUAACUCCAUGGAGCAGACGUUCAGACAAGCUCAGGAGUUCGGGAUUCUCUCAGCUCGCUUGUCCUUCAUUGAACAGCGGUUCAAGGAGCUCCACCCCGAGGAGUACGAAGAAGCAAAGGAGCAGUUCAACACUUUUUGGGACUCCAGAAUGCAGAAAUCUUAAUGUUGGUUGGUCGGUGUGCUCUGGCCGUUGGACCCGGAUCGACUUGCGGUUUUAGCGUUUCCCUGUGUGAAUUCUGGCAAACAUUUUUAUGUCUGCGUUUGUCAAAUCACUUCUCUUUCUGUACACUUCUUUCCUCUCCUCACCUUUUCCGCCUCGUGCCACCUCCUUCCCAACUUCUUCGCUUCCCCCACCCCCUAUAUACACAUAUAUGUGUUUAUAUGUAUAUGUGUAUGGUAACGCAAAGCAACUGAUUGUCACAACUUGUCACAAUAUUCGUUGUGAGCUAAUGAACACCUUCCCUCUGCUACGAUAGCUGUUAAUAUCUGUACCACUACUGUAAGAACACCUGUUGAUUGGUAUUACCUGUGAUCUUAUUAGGUAAUGCUGCCAUACCUGUUACUUAUCACCACUGUAACUCAUUUCUUUUGUAUUUCUGGUGUCCACUCGGAGGUACAAGAUUUCACACCUUAAUGUUGCCUAUACACUAAAAUCAUUUGCCAGGCGGAUGAAAGCUCCGAGUCAGUGAUGGAAAGGGCAAAGCCAGGUGAGGCAUAAACAAACACAUACUCCAUCCCUGCCGCCUGGAAACAAGUGUAUUAUUAGUCGACUGAUGAUACACAAGGCGCGACUGUAUUCUCCACACUCGGUUCCAAGUUGUGAGCAAAUGCCAAUGCCCCCUUUUCGUGCCAAGCAUCGGGCCUAACUUAACAGGUCUUUUUUGGGGUUCUGAACGUACGAAUUCAACCAAAUUUGAUGAUUUACAGAAUGAUGUAUAAUAUAUGCAUUAAUAUUCCAAUAAAAUGGGUAAACUUAGUUUGUAUUUUAAGUUAGAUAAAGGACACUGACUGCGCAACUUAUUUGACAGUCAUACAUUUAUUUUUGUCAUUGUUGUAAGAAUAAUGUGAUAGAGAUUUUUCAUGAAAGAUUUCUAAAUUCUGAAACUUCUGCAUUGGUUAAUGAUGAUUAUCGUGUAUCACCAUUUAUUGUCAUUUAUUGUUAUUGUUAUUAUGUUAUCAUCAUCGUCAUUAUAAGUUAUGAUUUUGAUUGCUACUUCUACUGCUGUCAUCACCAUCAUCAUCAUCCAUAACAUUGCCACUGUUAUUACUCUAAGUUCAUAAUAAAAAUGACAAAAGAUGUAAAGACAAAACCGUAUUAUUUACCAGAACAUUAUACAAUACUUAUGAUUGGUGAUAGUAGCUGUUAUUAUCGUCAACAUUAUUGUUAUUAUUAUUAUUAUUAUCGUCAUUAUCAUUAUCUUUAUAUUAUUAUUAUUUUUUUAUUGUUGUUCUUGUUGUUAUUACUAUUAUUAUUAUCAUUAUUAAUAUUAUCAAUAUUAUUAUUAUUAUUAUUAUUAUUAUUAUUAUUAUUAUCAUUGUUAUUAUUAUUAUUAUUAUUAUUAUUAUUAUUAUUAUGAUUAUUACGGCUAUUAUUGUUAUCAUUAUUGUUAUUAUUACUAUUAGUAGUAUUCAUGUUAUCAUAAUAAUGCGUGUGUGUGUGUUUGUAUAUUUAUGUAUAUGUGUGUAUACACACACACACACACACA